This is a messenger RNA of Trichechus manatus latirostris (Florida manatee), 3491 nucleotides long. It is a transcript of the gene USP4, whose product is annotated as ubiquitin specific peptidase 4. The coding region runs from base 160 to 3048 and encodes 962 amino acids. Lineage: Eukaryota; Metazoa; Chordata; Mammalia; Sirenia; Trichechidae. Gene Ontology annotation, biological process: protein deubiquitination. Gene Ontology annotation, molecular function: cysteine-type deubiquitinase activity. The record is from RefSeq and is a predicted model, not a curated record. Gene Ontology annotation, cellular component: nucleus. The transcript is spliced from 22 exons.
AGAUGCGCAGAAAAAGAGGAGGCGGGCAAGCCCGACAGGCGGAGCCGCGAGGCGGGGCUUGGGCGCGUGCACGUGCGUGCGUGCGUGUGUGGGCGCGGCACGCAGCACGCCGUGCGUGAGGCGGAUGUCCGGGCCGGCUGUGCCGGGGCCGCGGAUGAGAUGGCGGAAGGCGGAGGCUGCCGUGAGCGACCGGAUGCGGAGACCCAGAAAUCCGAGCUCGGGGCCUUGUUGAGGACCACGCUCCAACGGGGGGCGCAGUGGUAUCUGAUUGACAGCCGGUGGUUCAAGCAGUGGAAGAAGUAUGUGGGUUUUGACAGCUGGGACAUGUACAAUGUGGGUGAACACAACCUGUUUCCCGGCCCGAUAGAUAACUCCGGACUCUUUUCAGAUCCUGAGAGUCAGACCUUAAAAGAACACUUAAUUGAUGAACUGGACUAUGUAUUGGUUCCAGCUGAGGCCUGGAAUAAGUUACUAAACUGGUAUGGCUGUGUUGAAGGCCAGCAGCCCAUUGUCAGAAAAGUCGUGGAGCAUGGCCUGUUUGUCAAGCACUGCAAAGUAGAGGUAUAUUUGCUGGAACUGAAGCUCUGUGAGAACAGUGACCCCACCAAUGUGCUGAGUUGCCAUUUCAGCAAGGCAGACACCAUCGCAACCAUCGAGAAGGAGAUGCGGAAGCUGUUCAACAUCCCUGCGGAGCGUGAGACGCGGCUCUGGAACAAAUACAUGAGUAACACCUACGAGCAGUUGAGCAAGUUGGACAAUACUGUCCAGGAUGCUGGGCUAUACCAGGGUCAGGUGCUAGUAAUUGAGCCCCAAAAUGAAGAUGGGACAUGGCCCAGGCAGACCCUGCAGUCAAAAUCAAGCAUUGCGCCUAGCAGAAAUUUUACUACCUCUCCAAAAUCAUCAGCAAGUUCCUAUUCCUCAGUGUCUGCCUCUCCCAUUGCCAAUGGUGAUAGCACUAACACCUCUGGGAUGCACGGUUCCGGUGUCAGCAGGGGUGGAUCUGGCUUCUCUGCUUCAUAUAAUUGUCAGGAGUCCCCGUCGUCUCACAUACAGCCUGGGCUCUGCGGACUUGGAAACCUAGGAAACACCUGCUUCAUGAACUCCGCUUUGCAGUGCCUGAGCAAUACUGCACCACUGACUGACUACUUUCUCAAAGAUGAGUAUGAGGUGGAAAUCAACAGAGAUAACCCUCUGGGGAUGAAAGGGGAGAUUGCAGAAGCCUAUGCAGAACUCAUUAAGCAGAUGUGGUCUGGAAGGGAUACUCAUGUGGCGCCUCGCAUGUUCAAAACCCAGGUAGGUCGUUUUGCCCCUCAGUUCUCUGGCUACCAGCAACAAGACUCUCAGGAGCUAUUAGCCUUUCUUCUAGACGGAUUGCAUGAAGAUCUGAACCGAGUGAAGAAGAAGCCCUACUUGGAGCUGAAGGAUGCCAAUGGGCGGCCAGAUGCGGUGGUAGCAAAGGAAGCCUGGGAGAAUCACAGGUUGAGGAAUGACUCUGUGAUUGUGGACACUUUCCAUGGCCUCUUUAAAUCCACUUUGGUUUGCCCAGAAUGUGCUAAAGUUUCUGUGACCUUUGACCCAUUUUGCUAUUUAACUCUCCCACUACCCUUGAAGAAAGAUCGAAUUAUGGAAGUCUUCUUGGUUCCUGCUGACCCUUGCUGCAGACCUACCCAGUACCGCGUGACUGUGCCGCUGAUGGGGGCUGUGUCGGACCUGUGCGAGGCUCUCUCCAGGCUGUCUGGCAUCGCUGCGGAAAAUAUGGUGGUCACAGAUGUGUAUAAUCACCGAUUCCACAAAAUUUUCCAAAUGGAUGAAGGUUUAAACCAUAUCAUGCCUCGAGAUGACAUUUUCGUGUACGAAGUCUGCAGCACCUCCGCGGAUGGCUCAGAGUGUGUCACGCUGCCAGUCUACUUCAGGGAGAGGAAGUCCAGGCUUUCGAGCACGUCCUCCGGGGCAGUGCUGUAUGGGCAGCCACUGCUGGUUUCUGUCCCCAAGCACAAGCUGACCCUCGAGUUCUUGUAUCAGGCUGUUUGUGAGCGUAUCAGCCGCUAUAUAAAACAGCCUUUGCCUGAUGAGUUUGGCAGCUCGCCCUUGGAGUUGGGGGCCUGCAAUGGCUCCAGGGGCAGCUGUGAAGGAGAAGAAGAAAUGGAACAUCAGGAAGAAGGCAAAGAGCAACUUUCGGAAACAGAAGGCAGUGGGGAGGAGGAGCUGGGCAGUGACCCCAGUGAGACCAUCCAAAAGAAGGUCAAAGGCCAGCCCUGCCCAAAAAGGCUUUUCACCUUCAGUGUUGUGAACUCCUAUGGAACAGCUGACAUAAAUUCACUUGCAACUGAUGGAAAACUGCUAAAACUCAACUCUCGAUCCACACUGGCCAUCGACUGGGACAGUGAAACUCGGAACCUUUACUAUGAUGAGCAAGAAUCUGAAACCUGUGAGAAGCACGUGAGCAUGUUGCAGCCACAGAAGAAGAAGAAAACCUCAGUGGCCCUGAGAGACUGCAUCGAGCUCUUCACCACCAUGGAGACCCUUGGGGAACACGACCCCUGGUACUGUCCCAACUGUAAGAAGCAUCAACAGGCCACAAAGAAGUUUGACCUGUGGUCCUUGCCCAAGAUCCUGGUGGUCCACCUGAAGCGUUUCUCCUACAACAGAUACUGGAGGGAUAAGCUUGACACGGUUGUGGAAUUCCCGGUUAGAGCUCUGAACAUGUCCGAGUUUGUCUGUGACCUGUCAGCAAGGCCCUAUGUGUACGACCUCAUUGCCGUGUCCAAUCAUUAUGGAGCCAUGGGGGUUGGCCACUAUACUGCAUAUGCAAAGAACAAAUUGAACGGGAAGUGGUAUUACUUUGAUGAUAGCAACGUGUCCCUGGCCUCUGAGGAUCAGAUAGUGACAAAAGCAGCUUAUGUGCUAUUUUACCAGCGUCGGGAUGACGAGUUUUCUAAGACACCGUCACCCAUCACUCUUCCUGGUUCCUCUGAUGGAGGGAUGAGACCAAGCAGCUCCCAGCAGGGAUUGGGGGAUGACGAGGCUUGCAGCAUGGACACCAACUGACGCUGCCUUGGCAACCCUGCCACCCGCAGCAGUGUAAUUCCCCGGGAGGACAUCUUUGAUGCUCUGAAGACUGCCAGUGUUCAGUCUAAAAACCAGAUGACGAAGUUCCCUUCUUUAAUGAGCAGAAGAAAAAAAAAAAAGACCUUGUUUGCUCAGAAGGGUUAUGUCAAGAGACUGAAUUAUUUUUCUUUUUAAACAGGUGGUGAGAGAUUUCUGUAAAACCUGUGGCGCUCUAGUGUGGGCGGGGGCGAGGGGUGGGGGGCCCCGUGGAGUAUGUCUGAUGGAUUCCAAAGAAUGGAGAGGAACACACUAUAACGGAGCAUGGUGUGGCUGGCCGUGAAGAUCUGCUGCAGGGCUGCCCUGAGUGCCUGGAUUUCUGGUUCUGUGCCGUUCACUGGUCACCUCAGUAGUCUGCUCACAGUAAACCGAGCCCUCAAACUUGG